Molecule: messenger RNA, 2000 nt
Organism: Vigna radiata var. radiata (mung bean)
Lineage: Eukaryota; Viridiplantae; Streptophyta; Magnoliopsida; Fabales; Fabaceae
Exons: 2
Coding region: 563-1387 (274 amino acids)
Source: RefSeq, a predicted model, not a curated record
GUUGAUUGAUCCUGUAAUCAUAGGAAUUUAUUCCUUAGAAUUAACAGUUCAUAUUUCCUAAAAUGUGCUGCAGACUUAUGUAUUUAUAUAGGGGUUAAUAACCUUUUGAAAUAAUAAGAAAGAAUUCUAUUCCUUCUAAAUUUGAGAUGGUAUCAAAGCUCCCGAUCCUUGGGAGUCUCUGACCGUGUUAUUUAUCCAAAUUGUAGCCUUUAUUGCUACUCUAUCUUCAACCUAAAACUGCGGCAGCCUUUAUUGCUGCUCCACCGUCAAGCCUUCAUUGCUUAUCGUGACUACAUCAAGUUAUGGCUGAAGCUGGGAACCUGGAAACUGAAAAUAGAUCCCUGGAAACUGGGGAUAGAUUCCAGACCACUGGAGAACUGCAAAAUAUCCAUUCUGCGUAUCGGUUAAAUGGAAAAAACUACCUCAAAUGGUCUCAAAUCAUUAGGACCAUCCUGAAAGGAAAAGGAAAGAUUUGACUGGUGAUGCACCGAGUUAGAGUGAUCCCAAAUUCAAAUCAUGGGACGAAGAAGAAUCCAUGAUCAUGGCGUGAUUGUGGAAUUCAAUGGUUCCAGAAAUCAGUGAUACCUGCAUGUUUCUAAAAUCAGCAAGGGAGAUCUGGGAGGCAGUCGAACAAACGUACUCUAAAGCAAAGGAUGCUACUCAGAUUUAUGAUGUAAAGGAGAAAACCGUGGCUGCCAAACAGGGAAGUAAGUCUGUUACAGAAUAUGCCAAUCAACUUAAAUCCUUAUGGACAAAAUUGGAUCAUUAUCGGGUUAUAAAAGCAAAGUGUUCAGAAGACUCAACAAUUCUAAAAGAGUAUAUUGAACAAGAUAGGGUCUAUGAUUUUUUGGUGGGUCUAAAUCCUGAAUAUGACCAGAUCCGAAUUCAAAUCUUGGGAAAGGAGAAAGUCCCAGGACUUAAUGAAGUGGUAGCCAUUAUCCGGAGUGAAGAAAGUAGGAGAGGGCUGAUGCUGGAAACCUCAACUACCGAAAGCUCUGCAAUGAUAGCUGAAGGAGGAACAAUCAUGGUUGCCAACCAGAGAAAAAACUGGGAGAAAAGACACGAGGAGAUUUGGUGUACCCAUUGUAACAAGCCGUGCCACACAAGGGAAAAGUGCUGGAAAUUACAUGGAAAGCCUCCAAGUCGAGAAUGGGGGCUGAAAGAUGGGAAGACCUCAAGCAGAGAAUGGGGACCGAAAAUCCCAGGCCGGGAAUGGGGAUUGAAGGGAGGCCCACAGAAAAAAGGAGGGCAAGCAUACAUUGCUAAUGGACAAGGUGAAGAAUUUGUCCAGUUGAAUCAUGAAGAGAUAGAAUGGGUAAGAUCCAUCCUUAGUAAAUUGGAGAAGCCUACAGGACAAGAACUCGGGGAGGACGAUUGGACAUGCUAGAUGUUAGAAUUAUUGGUUAGUGUGUGUGAGUUGUGUGUAUCUUAAUGGUAGAAUAAUUACUAAGUCUACCUAUGUUAGGGUAGUCAGUAAGACUAAAGUAGGGAGUAGUGUGUUGGGUUAUCUAUAAUCAUUGUACCUAACAGUUCCUUGACCUUCCAUCUCCCUAUUGUAUCAUCUCUUUAUUAUUAUAAAUAGCAGAACAUGAGGAGGGUCCAUUAAGCCCUUCAGAAAUAUAUUUCUCUGUUUUUAAUCUCAACAUGGUAUCAGAGCAGAUUCUCUGAUCCUCUACCGGCUGUCUUUGUUGUUCGCUGGCGACCGGCCGGCAUGGCCGCCAGCGGCCCUAAAAAUCUUUUCUCAACCUAUGCUUUUGUGCUUCAGUGGGCAGUCCUCCUCUAAUAUCACCGACACUUUGGUUUUCUGAUAACAGUAAGAAGUUGUUCUUCCAUUCAUCUGCACCCAGAAAAACAAAGAGACAAGUCUCCUGGGAACCCUAGAAAGGCAACUGCCUCCAUUUCGCAUCAUUUCCUCUCCGCUGAUUUGAUGCUGUUGAUGCCACAGUCGGCGCCGCUACAGUUAGCUGUCGUUGCCGUCGGUCACCGUUCGCCGGCCACCA